AUGUGCCGUGAUGGAUUGCUUUAUAAAUUGAAAGACAAGUAUGCAAUUGCGGAAGACUUGCCAUCCAUGAUUUCCGUGGUACAUCAAAGGGCACGGCUCAUAAAGUCGAGAGGCCGACUGAGCGAAGAGGAUGAUCAGAAUACGACGCUCCUAGAUCACUUACGAGAGCCGGUACCUAAAGAGUCAUAUCAUGGUAACCAAUAUCAGCUAGAUGAUGUUGCAAAGGGCUCGGAGAUCCCUGCUGAGCGUUUACUGGAAUCAUGGAAUUGGUUGAGCGAAAUUCGUAAGACGAUAGAACGAUUACUUGACGAUCGACCCCAGAAUCCGUUGAGGCUGUUUCUCAAAGUUAUUACAAUCGAUGAGUUGGCCGGGAUGGUGAUGGAGUCUUUGAAAGCGGGGCAGAACCUGGUCCCGAUCGGCGUCUUUGAAUAUGACCUCGUAACACCGAUUGUGCGUGCUGUGCAAGCCAAAUUCGUAGAGAAGAUCGGGAUAGACGAGGCAAAAAUGUGGUCUUCUGUGUUCGACGAUUACGUGACUCUGUUUGAUGAUGAUGAGAUUGCUCGUCUGCAUACCCACAGAGAGUGGUGGAUCAAAUGCUUGCCGUCGGAAUGGUGUCCAUCCAUCUUAUCAAGUAAAAUGUUGGACGCGUUCUCGUUACGCAACGUAGCAAUUGAAGAGGAGUCAAGAGUAUUCGAACAAGGAAGAGUUACGCUUUCGAAGAUGCUGGCCAUCAACUCGAAACUUUUAGCGUUGUUAGAUGAGCACCCAUUCGACUACAUCGUUUUUCCUACCCAUCAGCUUCCCAUGACGGUGCCGCCUAGACCAUGGUGCGAUGGCGGACAAGGAGGUCCGGAGUAUACUCGGCGAACGCUAAUUCUGCGCAAUUUGCCAGGAUAUAAACAGAAUUGA
Molecule: messenger RNA, 909 nt
Organism: Ostertagia ostertagi
Lineage: Eukaryota; Metazoa; Nematoda; Chromadorea; Rhabditida; Trichostrongylidae
Source: the annotation of a GenBank genome assembly